AUGGAUAGCGAUACAUGGUCUAGCGAUCAAGAGGUCAUCACGCGUCCAUCUUCACCUAGAUGGACCGUAUCUAAAAUUAAGAAAUUAAUUGCUGAGGUAAUCGUAAUUGUCAAGGUGGCUGAUCAUGAAGUCCUAUGGAGGGUUUGCCACCCUAGAUAUAGGGAUAGAACGGCCAAGGCCGAUAAUUGGCGAAAAAUUGGCAUGGAGUUGAGACGAGUUGGCCAGCGUAAACUUAACGCUGUUCUUGAUACGCGAACAGCUCUCAUACGCCACUUGAUUGGAGAAAGGGAAGCCAUGAGUGAUCCAGAAAUUUUACAGCCCUCUAGUUCAGGAGCUGCAGAUGUUCCUUGUUCGAGCAGUUCUAGUAGCGAUGAACCUGCUGAACUGAUUACACGUGGUAAAAGACAUUUAUAUUGCGAAGAUUUUGAAGUAGCAACAACUUACUUCCAAGAAGCAUGUGAGAAACUAGCAGCCAAAUACGGCCAGGUUGCUGACGAAUGCGGUGAAGCUUAUUUUUAUUAUGGUAGAUCACUACUAGAAUUGGCGAGACAAGAUGCAAGCCUCUUUGAUCCUACCAACGCUACCGGUAAAGCUGCAGCGGAGGAUGCUGAUGAUAGUGAAGAUAGCGAUGGCAAUAACGUAUCUGCCCUACCAGUAGCGACAGCCAAUCUUGACCCUGGAUGGGGAUCCUCAAGUCAAGAUGACUGUGAAUGUUGCAGUGGUAACAAUGAUACCAAUGCAGGAGAUAAUAUUGCGAAAGAACAAAUUCCCCAAGCAGUUGAUGAUGAUUCCGGUGAUGAAGAUCAAGGAAAAGAAGAUGCAGGAGACACCAAUGUUUUACAGUUAGCUUGGGAAAUGUUGGAGCUUUCACGUAUUAUUUACUCGAGGAAGGACAAUAAGGAUUCGAAAUUGCGUUCAAGUGAAAUUUAUCUCGAACUGGGACAAAUUGGUCUAGAAUCCGAGCAAUAUGAUCAAGCUAUUAUUGACUUUAAAAGUGCCUUAAGUUUACAACUGCAGACGUUAGAACAUUAUAAUAUUGCCCUAGCCUACUUAUACAACAGACAAUAUGAUGAAGCGGUAGAAUCCUUUACUGGCGCAGUUGCUGUUGUAAAAAAUAGAUUAGCAAACCUUGCAGAGGUUAUCGAGAAUCAUGGUGGCACUGGAAAAAAACCUGAUGAAUUAACCAAGGAGAGGAGAGAAGUUGAAGAAUUGCAAAGCAUUAUUCCAGAUAUUAAUGCAAAGAUCGAGGAUGCAAAAGAAGAAAAAAGACAGUUAAUUGCUAGUAGUGCUGCCAGCGUAAAGCAAUUAAUGGAGUCUGCGCUUGGUGAUAAUUUUGGUAUGCAAUCUUCUAGUUCUGGUAAUGCACAGGCGACAAGUAUUAAUCACUUGGUUCGUAGAAAGCGCAAAGAUGAAGAUAAUAAUGUAGAUGUGAAGAAAGCGAAACUGGAUGUAAUUACUCAAGAAGCGUCAACUGAAAGUGAAAGAGAAUCCGUACAAGAAAGCAAGGAAGACUAAUGUCAAUAACAUUAAUCUAAAUUAUACUUACAUUAAAAGAAUGAAUGUUGUUGGAAUUCUCAUAAAAUUGUGUUUAUAGUUUUGUCCGAUUGAAUUAAUCAUGUGUAAGGUAUUCAUCUCGAUUUAAUUGUUCGAAUAAGCGAAACCUGGUUGCAUGCGUUGCUAAGAAAAUUU
Messenger RNA from Trichoplax adhaerens, 1689 nucleotides. RefSeq lists its product as uncharacterized. Gene Ontology annotation, cellular component: nucleoplasm. Gene Ontology annotation, molecular function: histone binding. Gene Ontology annotation, biological process: CENP-A containing chromatin assembly; DNA replication-dependent chromatin assembly. NCBI's taxonomy places the organism in Eukaryota, Metazoa, Placozoa, Uniplacotomia, Trichoplacea, Trichoplacidae. The record is from RefSeq and is a predicted model, not a curated record. The transcript is spliced from 20 exons. Bases 1 to 1515 code for a protein of 504 amino acids.